Silurus meridionalis is the source of this 2480-nucleotide messenger RNA. It is a transcript of the gene dcst2, whose product is annotated as DC-STAMP domain containing 2. The coding region runs from base 1 to 1884 and encodes 627 amino acids. The record is from RefSeq and is a predicted model, not a curated record. Gene Ontology annotation, cellular component: membrane. The transcript has 16 exons. NCBI's taxonomy places the organism in Eukaryota, Metazoa, Chordata, Actinopteri, Siluriformes, Siluridae.
AUGCGUCCUCAAAGGGCAAGAUCAGCUGGACGUUUGACGAAGGAUGAAACUGCACAGCCAGGUGUUAAGGCUCUUUCGGAGUUCAGCAUGGAGUCGUGCCUGGCACAGUUUUUUAGCCUUUUUGUUCGAAUCCUGCUCUUCCUCAUUAUCACCCUUGUGGUUCAAGGCCCGUUGAACAACACUCUGGAGAACUUUGACCGAGCAGCAGCCAGCAUAUUGUGCAGAUCUGAGUUAGCUAUGAACCAAACCCAGCAACUCCUGCAGAGAGCUGCCACACCUCUGCUCCCUGUGCUGGAGAAGGUAAGGGAGGUCAGCAGGAACGCCUACUCACUGGCAGGCAGAGUGCAGAACUUUAUUGGAGCCCUUACAGAGUCUGUACGCCAUGUUUCUCGUUCUCUGAGAAAUGUGCUGCACUUCUUGGCGAGCAUCGGCGACAUCUGUAAUGUGAAGAUGGGAACACCAUACAAAAAAUGUAACUCUGUGUUUGAUGAGGGCCGUGCUGACUGUAUGGAGCUGCUCUCAGUGUUUUCUUUCCUCUGCCACAUCGUGGAUGGUUUCAGGCCUCUCUGUGGCGUCACACGUGUUGGUGAGUUGUUCUGUGUCAUACCCUCAUAUGUUGCCCACCAUCUAAAGACAAAACUUGCUUUCCCUAUUAUUGCAGCAUUUAAUCAAAUGAAGAGAGAGUUUGAGUUCAACAUGUCAGCCUCUCUGCACUUUGACAUGAAUGUGAACAGCAGUCAGUCUGUGCAUCAUAUGGUUCAGAAAAUCAUGGAGGAGGUGUCACAGGACCAAGAACGUAUCCUGGACCUCAUGGCUCCACUGACCUAUGUGGGCCUGGUUCUGCUGAUGUUCAUGUACCUACAGGCAGUUCUGUACAAAAGACAUUACCUUCAUGUGGACGAUUUUGACAACUUCUACAUAACAGAUAAAUUUGUCAAGAUGGAUUGCAAGUUUUCUAGACAAGGAAAACCAGCAGUCCUGCCCCUCACUGAGAAAGAGGCUCUGACCUACAUCACACCCUACUGCUUGCGGUUGACAGCUCGAGAGAAGCGGGGAAUCAUGACCGGCAUGCUGUCUACGCUUAAGCACCUGAUAAUGGGCUGUGUUAUGAUUGUCGUAGACCUCAUUGUGUACUGGGGGUUUGACAUUCUGCAUUAUUAUGCUAAAGAAGAGAUAGUGGCUAAAGCUCCCGUGGUUGUGGACAUACAAGUGAAUGGCUCAGGCUAUGCCGCGGACAUCUUUAAGGACAUUCUGGCCUCCUUUGACAUGCUGCAGAAAGAAAACAUUACAAUUCUGAGCAAAAAGUGUCUGAUGGAACCCCUGGAGCCAGAUUACUCGAUCUACCUAUUCAUAGGCUUUCUUUAUGGUUUUGCCUUUUUCCUGGUGGUUGCAGGAAGUUAUGCAAAACGACUGCAGAGGUUUGUGUGCGCACAUUACCAUCCCCGACGGGAAAAAGUGAGGAUUCUGCGACUCCACAGUCGUAUCCUCUCUCAGCGUGGCUCACUGCGGAAAGCUUUGCUACAGGUGGUGGCCAGGGAAAAGGAGAACCGGGGAAAUGGGGAAAGUCUACUGCGAACUUUGGUACUACGUCUUCCAGGUGGAGUCACCAUAGCCAGAUUCCUGGGAUUGUAUAACAAGUCAUGCCUAAUCUGUGGGAAAGUUGUGAAGGUCAAAAACAGCUCUAAUAUGUACACCUGUUCUGCUCAGAACUGCACAGGGUCUUUCUGCAUGCAGUGCUUCAGGGUAAUGGGGAACAUCUGUGCUGUCUGUACAGGGCCCCAGACAUUCCAGGAAGACUUUGAGUAUGAGCUAGACUCCAGUGAUGAGGAGCGUGUGGGGCAGCUGAGACAUCAACACGCAUCGAUCAGAACCCUGAUAGUAUGAGUCUGAUGAGAAGGCACGUGUCCGUGGAAAUGGAACCCUGAGUGAUUCAGACACCUGCACUUUUAAACCCAGAGACAGUGAAGACCAGUGCCAUGGCUUACACAUAGCAAAGUUUGAAAAGAUAGUUUGAGACUUGUGCAAGACAGAGGCUACCCUACAAGACCAGAUUUGUCAACAGCAUUAACCCAAUAAUUGUAUAAAACUUCUCAGUCUAGUGUUAGUGUUUUUCAUUGCAAAACUUUAGAAAAGCUUUUGUUUUUCAGAUGUCCUAUGAUAAUGUGGUCUGGCUGGUUGGAUGUUGAGUUAUUGCUUGAGUUUUUCAUGGCCUUUGGCUUUUAGGAAUUCCCGGUAUGGGCGCUUUAACACUAAAACAAAUAUUUCAGGAUUUCCAAAUCUAUCUUAGGAUCUUUGACUUGUUCUAUGACAUGACAAAAAUACUAAGCAAACAAUUCCUGCUGGCAUACAAAUCUUCUUAUUUCCUAUUUUACACCGAUGUACUCUCUCUUUUAUUUGAACCCACUGCACCUUGUUGAUGGUGAUGUUUUCUCCAAGAUUGUUGUAAAGCAGAAAUCAAAUAAAAUCUGUAUUUCAAGUUA